Messenger RNA from Daphnia pulex (common water flea), 1315 nucleotides. RefSeq lists its product as uncharacterized. The record is from RefSeq and is a predicted model, not a curated record. Lineage: Eukaryota; Metazoa; Arthropoda; Branchiopoda; Diplostraca; Daphniidae. The coding region runs from base 397 to 1122 and encodes 241 amino acids. The transcript is spliced from 3 exons.
AUUAAAUCGAAAUUCUGCCGAUUCAUUUCCGAUUGACUUUCAAAUGUCGAAAAUUUGGGUCGAAUUGGAAAAUGAGCGGCCAUUUUGAUGACGUGUCAAGGCUGUAAGGAUAUGUGUACCUUAUGACACUAUCGACAGGAAAUGAUUUUAAAAUUUCGCAAGGCUAUUAAUUGAAUUCAAAUCAAAAGUUGGCGGGGUUUUCCGUACGUGUGAAAUGACCAGCCAAACGCUCGGCUGUCGAUCGAUAUGAUCUUUUCAUUGUUGUUGUUGCGUAUAAAUAGGGACAAGUGGACGAACGAGUUCAUCAAAUCGCAUCAGUCCGUCUGAGAUCGGUCCUCUGUCGUGUAUUAGAUCCGCACGGUUAAGUUUUCUGUGUAUUUAUUUAGCGCCGACGCCAUGAAGAAUAAGCAGCAGUCCAUCAUCUUGGCAGCACUGAUCCUAUCGAUCGCCAUCUGCUGGCUUCCCUCCGUAGCCAACGGAAUGCCGAUUCUAUCGGGUGAAGUGGACGGCCGUGAUGGUCAUCGAUCUGACGCCAGUGGCGAUCGAUUAAGACGUCAAAUGGAUUACUCGGAAGACGAAACGGUCGUUGUCGAUGCUCCGGCGGAUGCCUACGUCGGCAGUUACGACGAACAGCAACCAGCUGAUGGCAAUUUAACUUUGAGAUUCGGAUACGGCGGAUACCAGCAGCCUGGCCCGCAGCAGUACAAUCCAUACGGAUGGAAUUCCUAUGGGGGCGGACAGCAGCCGUAUCCCGGCUAUCAACCACCUCAGCCCGUCCCGAAUUAUUACAAUAAUUACCCCGGAGGCUAUCCUGCCGCUCCUUACGGCCCGUACAACUACAAUUACCCGCCGGACUACAGCAACACUAGCAACAGCACCACGACUAUGAAUCCGUUUUACAAUAAUUACGGUUACAAUUAUUAUUACCCGAUGAUGAACACGACGACGACUACAACGACAACGACGACGACGGCCAGACCGACUACCACCACAACGAGACCUUAUGGCAAUUAUUACGUCUUCAAUUUCCGAGAUGGAUCCAAUCAAACGGACAUUGACGACGGCGCUUAUAACGGUGGCGCUGCAGGACAAGACGACGGAUUCCAAUUCGGCAACCGAUAAAACCGAGUGAACGACGCUUCUCAUAUUUACAUGGAAAAUCCCACUUUUCUCGAGAUCAGCAAAUUCCAACAACUUUUUAAAUUUUCUAAGUAUUCUUGAUAAUAUUUUUAAAAAUUUGUUUUCUAUAGAUAUCUGUAGCUUGACAGUAAAAGCAAAUGCAUUGACAAAUAAUACAAUAUAAUUUAACAAUUAA